AUGAGUGUGAACGCAACGCCAGAGAGCAGCGCCGCGAAUAAGCAGCGGAGGGAUGAUGCGAUCCGCGACGAGUGGAUCAAGGUGAUGCAAGUGCGUCUCGUGCGCGAGGAGCUUCAAAAGUGUUACCGCGCCGAGGGAGAGAACCACUACAUGGUGUGCGCGCCUAUUGUGAAAAUAUACGACGACCUUCUGAAGGACGCCAAGGUCAAAGGCUAUCGCACUGUUGACCUGUAA
Molecule: messenger RNA, 234 nt
Organism: Malassezia vespertilionis
Lineage: Eukaryota; Fungi; Basidiomycota; Malasseziomycetes; Malasseziales; Malasseziaceae
Exons: 3
Coding region: 1-234 (77 amino acids)
Source: RefSeq, a predicted model, not a curated record